Molecule: messenger RNA, 1002 nt
Organism: Aspergillus oryzae RIB40
Lineage: Eukaryota; Fungi; Ascomycota; Eurotiomycetes; Eurotiales; Aspergillaceae
Product: porphobilinogen deaminase
Exons: 2
Coding region: 1-1002 (333 amino acids)
Biological process (GO): heme biosynthetic process
Cellular component (GO): cytoplasm
Molecular function (GO): hydroxymethylbilane synthase activity
Source: RefSeq, a predicted model, not a curated record
AUGGCCGAAAGCUCUUCUGUGGCUCAGCCACCUCUGAGAAUCGGUACCCGACGGUCAAAGUUGGCUAUUGUCCAAGCCGAGGGUAUCCGUGAUAGCCUGCAGAAAACUGCACCGAACCGGUCCUAUGAGAUUGAAACACUACACACCCUGGGUGAUAAAGACAAGUCUACAGCCCUUUACAACUUCGGCGCAAAGAGUCUGUGGACCAGUGAGUUGGAGGAGAAGCUGACCUCUGGCCAAUUGGACGUCAUCGUGCACUGUCUUAAAGAUAUGCCAACCACGCUGCCCGAGUCGUGCGAUCUCGCGGCAAUUACUCUCCGCGAUGAUCCACGUGAUGCGCUAGUUAUCAAGGCCGGUCUGCCUUACACUAGCUUGCAGACACUCCCUGAAGGCGCAGUAGUUGGCACUUCGUCGGUGCGGCGCUCGGCGCAACUUCUCCGCCUCUACCCCCAUCUGCGCUUUGCCAACCUGCGUGGCAAUGUUGAGACCCGCUUGGCCAAAGUUGAUAAUCCAGAGAGUGAGUAUACCUGCAUGAUAAUGUCUGCCGCUGGCCUUGAGCGCAUUGGCCUCAAGCAUCGCAUCAACCAAUACAUAGGCUCUAAGGACGGUGGCAUUCUGCAUGCAGUCGGCCAGGGAGCACUUGGCUUGGAAACUCGCAAGGGAGACAGCAGUACCCAAGAGUUGCUUAAUAAGCUGGUUGAUGAAAAGUCGACUCUCGCCUGUCUCGCGGAGCGGGCCCUUCUACGGACCCUUGAAGGUGGCUGUAGUGUCCCAAUUGGCGUUGAGACGGAGUGGGUCGAUCAAUCGGAAUAUUUCCUGAGAAUGCGCGCUAUUGUGGUCAGUCUUGACGGGACCCAAAGCGUUCAAGACACUAUUGAUGCAACAGUGCGGACCAAGGAUGAAGCGACAGUGUUUGGGAAAGAGCUGGCUACAAGACUUGUGACAGCGGGCGCAGAUGCGAUUCUGAAAGAUAUCAACACCAACCGACCGCUCAAGGACUGA